UGCAACUUUGAAACUACCUAAUAGGAACUAAAUAGAUCGUCGAGAAGGAAAAUCAUUCCCAAUUUAAAAUAGACGUAGGCACGUAUCAUUUCAUAUACUGAGUAUUUAAAGUAACCAUGUGGGUCUAUUUGUAUAACACGUUUCAGUGUAGUCAUUUGAAUGAACCUGUUGGAAGUAACCUGGUAACAAGAAAAUGGCUGGUUCACGGUCAGCUAUCCAUCACACCGAAUACGCGUACAAACAACAACAAGACAACCAAUACUUUUAGGAGUCGUGUUGGGGGAACGGCAGAAAUACGUUUGAAAAAACAAAGACGCUUAACGAUUACCUUCUUCGUCUUCUUUUCGGAUUUGGAAUCGGAAUGGUGCUAGCGGCACACGAGGCAUCUGAAGUCCGAGAGGAGCGUCUCUUUGGUUCCUCGUCCGGUUCUUCCGUAAUCGUUGUUUAUAAGAAAGAGCAUGACAAGGACGCACGCAGUGGCGAUCGAGAUCGCGGCGGCGGCCAUAGGUCUUUUCGAGGAGAUCAACAAGGCCCAGUAGAUUAUCGAGAAGAUGAGUAUUACCCUCAACGUAACAGUGGACGAGGCGGGGGACGCGAAGCUGAUCAGGAGGUUCGCAAAGAGCACGGCAUUAAAGUAUACCCUCCUCAUAAUCUUGACGACCAACUUGUCCAACAUGGUCGAGAAAGGGACUUGGUCCGUGAUCGUUUCGGCGGGGACGACCCACACGACGCCCGACCUCCUCUUCGCGACCUCAGAGGAGAUCGUGCCGACGUCAGCCGUAACGGCGGAUCAGUUGUGCGGGCCGCGGGCGACUCAAGAAGCCACCGAGACGAACGAAGGGAUGGCCGCGACCGACGUCACAGACAUGGCAAUUUGGAUUUUGACGAUUUACCCCUGGCCGAGGUAGGUACUUAUCGUUUUGUGAAUUCGCAAUUACCUCAACAAACACCACGGAAUCCUUCACCAACAGACUUCCUUGAGCCUCGUCCGCCGUGUGCUCGCGAACUUGACGUCUGCAGCUACAGUCACGAUUAUCCCACUGAAAAAGUUCAAACAAUUGUAGAUCGUUACUACAAUCAAAUGUACGACCUCUACCAUGCAAUGUACAAGAUCCCUCCUCACGAGGUUCAGUGGGUUGAAAAUUACACCCAUUCGUUCAACGAGGAAAAGCAACAUGGAGAAUUCGUCUGCCAAAGCGAAACAUCCCACAUGCGUAUUGGCUGGGCGAAAAACUACAAGGGCCGCUGGAUGGCAGUCGUCAACACGGAGCGUUUCCCGCAAACAACUCGGGUCGAGAAGUGCUCACAUCGGGAGAAACCGUGUGGCUAUCUGCCUCCUUGCUUCAAAACAUCCUGCAAACAGCGUGAAAUGCUUUUUCCCCUUAUUGCUGUUAAUCCUUUAAAUCCCAGUCAGAAACCUCAGGUAGACCUUUUUCCAGUGCCUUCCGGGUGUGUGUGUUACGUAUCCAACAUCGCCAGAGACCUACAUUGGUCAGAUGAGGGUAGGACUUCUUCAAGUAGCAGAAGUAAGCUACCGGCAUUUUUACGUUCGGAGUAAUCAGACUCGUUUACUACUGGUAAAUUACCAUAGGUUCUAUCUAAGCUUCAUUGGCAGAUAGAUCAAAUGAGCAUCGUUAAACGGACAAUUAUGCUUCCUAAAUACGCAAUCACGCAAAAGACAUUGGACCGGAAUUAGGUGCUCUUUGGAAAAUGAUGAAACAACCCUAUAGCAAAUUCCAGUACUCGGUUAUUUUAUUUGCUUUUAUAUCACGCAAUUGUUUUCAGGCUAGCACAAUGCCCGUCACAGACUUUCAUAGAACCACAGCUUACAGACUAAUAUAAUAAAGUUCGACAGAAGUUAAAUUGAAAAACGAUGAUUCAUUAUAUAUAUACACAUACACACACAUAUAUAUAUAUAUAUUAAACGGAUAUAAAACCUUGGUCGAAUAUGUUGUAUGCGACCCACUAAAAUUAGCUGUUCGCUCGUAUGCUAAACAAACAUCAGAUCUGUUGUUAUUAUUAUAGCAUACAAACAUAUCUGUACAUUUUGAAGUUAACAUACUUUGAUGGAUACUUCAGUAGGCGUAUACGCCGAUUGCGGGUUGCGAAAUACAAGCAAUCAACAGUCAAUCGUUUACGUAAGUAUAAAUAAGUCAUAUAUAAUUUAUCUGUCCGAUUAUGUGAGAAUUUUUUUGGACUCACGUACGACCAUUGAACGUUUGCCGUUCCAUUUUUGUGCGCUGGGAUGGAACCAGCCAACCGCAUGAUCAUUGCUAGGCCAACGCAAUUAAGCGUUGAUACUCGUGCUAUCUAUACGCCACACAAAGAUCAACGCUCAUUAGAUUCGCCCGUAGAAUCUAUUAAAACGCGUAUAUAGAUAUCACUAUUAUUUCGAUAUGUCUUACAACGCUGUCCUCUAUGGAAGUGUACGGGGCAGAGUUGUCCUAGGAGGUUAGGAUUAUUUAGGACGAAUAUUGACACGCUAGAAAACAAUGUAUGAUACAUACAUAUAUCGUCCGUUGGGGCAUGGUGCUAGUUAAUCACCCUGUCACGUUUAUGAAUAUUUGAUUGUCAACUUAUCUAGUAGUUUAGUUCUUUGAAACGAAUGUUUUCCACCCUUGAAUUAUUAUUUUUUUUUUCUUUAUUUUAUAAUUUAUAUUUCGAAUUGGUUCUACGAUUAUUUUUAACAACGCUAAUCAUGCUUACAACUAAUUUAGCCUUUUUUUCAAAUAGGGGGAAGUUCGUCAAAUACUAGGCAUGUCUGAACGAACGGACCCGUUUGUAUAAGCAAUCUUACAGCUCGCAUCGAUUGCUAACUGUAUGACGGCAUCGUUUUGUGAUCUGCUGAAAUCAGAUUUUGCCUUAUUUCCCUCCCGAUUCCUCCAUUGUUAUUAUCUAGUUACAUAGACACAGGUGGCGUUUCAUAAAUAUUUUUAUAAAAUCAGGCUGUGUCGCGACGCUCUGUACGUAUUAGAAGAUUUCAGUUUUGAAAGAGCUUUCACCAUCCACAUGGGAAAGCU
This is a messenger RNA of Varroa destructor (honeybee mite), 3020 nucleotides long. RefSeq lists its product as uncharacterized. Gene Ontology annotation, cellular component: extracellular region. Gene Ontology annotation, molecular function: Toll binding; growth factor activity. NCBI's taxonomy places the organism in Eukaryota, Metazoa, Arthropoda, Arachnida, Mesostigmata, Varroidae. The record is from RefSeq and is a predicted model, not a curated record. Gene Ontology annotation, biological process: innate immune response; central nervous system formation.